GUCUCCAAGUUUUUAGCUGUAAAAAUAAGAUGUUUCUUGGUUAGUUUCAUUAAAUUUUAUGCUUAAAGCUUCAUAUUCUUACCUAAUAAAAGAUAUCUGUAUGCUCUUGAGUACACAGCAAGUUUGAGGGACAUUUUGUACCCAAAAGGAAGUUUGGGUUUUGGCCACCUUGGACAUAGUUACAUCAUGUUUUCCUACUAGUUAGUCAGAUAUAAGUUGGAGGGAUAAAAGUGUAGAGUUUACUGUUUCUCUAGAAACUCCUAGAUUGAAGCCUCUGUUUGGAUAUCAUGCGAAGGUACUUGGUUUGAGUUUUCAAAUGAGGUUAUAACCUUUGAAGGCACUUUUUAUAGCCUGGGAAAUUAUUUCAGUUUUAAGGUCUUUAUUAUGUAGCUUAAUUUUGUUCAGAUAGGAGGGAAACAUUAUCAACUGUAGAAUUUGUGCUGAGGAAAUAGAAAUGGCAAUAAUAUCAAGUACCAUUUUCAGUGGUGGUUAGACCCAAAGAAAAGUUAAAAUGUUAGAAUUGCUGUAAUAUUUAAGAUCACAGUAACGUUAAUGAAAUCACUACAUUAUUACUGAGUGGUAACAAUCAUUGCAUGUUUUUCCAGUUACUUGAGAACCUUCUGUGUUUGGUUGCUGAAAUGUUGCCAUAGUCACCUUCUGUGCUGGGUAUGACAUAGUGGACUGGAAUCAGUGGCAGCCCAGGAUGCCCAGGCUUGGAGCUAGGCUAUUUGAGAAGUGUGCAGUGUGCGGAAGCCACAUUCAACAUGGACCAGAAGGCUCUGAGGAAUCUGGUGGAAUCCAUCAGUAAAACUAUCAAGAGCUUCAAAAAAGGUGAAGUGGAGUGUCUCAUAAUCCUUUUUCACAACUUGGCGGAAAGAGCUGAUAUGAGACUUGAUAACGUUGGACUAAAUCGGAACACAUUUCUAAUGGUUCUGCACAGCUUAUUUGGAAUAACCGAUGAUAAGCUAAUGAAUAGGGUAUUUUUUGCAUUUGACAAAGACAGUGAUAACUACAUAAAUGUACAUGAGUGGGUUAAAGGAUUAUCAGUGUUUCUUCUUCGAGGGACUUUUGAAGAAAAGCUGAAGUUCUGUUUUGAAGUUUAUUAUUUGAAUGGCAAUGAUGGUUACAUUUCUCGAGAGGAAAUAUUUGACAUGCUGGGGAACAGUCUACACCAGCCGUCAUCUGAGAAAGAGACUGAUGAAGCAGUAAAAGAGUUGGUAGAGAUAACACUGAGGAAAAUGGAUUAUGACACCGAUGGCAAGAUACCUUUUGCUGACUUUGAAAAAGCAGUGAAAGAAGAGAGACUUUUGUUGGAGGUGUUUGGACAGUGUUUACCAGAAGCAAAGGUACAGUGCUGACAGUCCCAAAGGUUGAGGGAACAUUUUAAAGGAUCUAAAAAUAACACUUGCUAGAUACUCACCUCUAUAGGGCUUCAGCUCACUGUGAAGUUUAGGCAGCCAUAGAAGGCUCAGCCCCCAUCCUAGCGCUUCAGGAACCAAGACAGUAAUGACUAUUUAAGUUAAUUAUAUUCAGACUUUUCUUUUCAGCUUAUAACUUCAGCUGUACACAAGUCCUGAUUUCCUGUCUGUUAAUAUUUUCCUUAAAAGGACAAGGGUUUAUUGGGCUUGCUUAAGGAGUAGAACCGUGAAUAAAGAGUAGAUUCAGCAACUGCUAGGAGAAAACUUGAUGUCUUUCAACCCAAAUGUCAAAUAAGAAUGAAGUAAGUUUUAAAAAAUUUGGACACGUAUGGAGCAUUUUGUGGUCAUAAAGGUUUUUUUCAUGUUUGGAUUUGACAAAAGUUUUCUGAGCUAGAAGAGCCAGCCUAAUAAUUUAUUUGACCAUUAACAUUUUCUUUAAUUCUGCCUUUCAGCAACUAUGCUUUGCAAACGUGAUACAUGACAGCACUUCUUUUUUGAAGAAACUUUUUUAUUCUGUGGUAAUUUAGAUGAUUUUAUGAACAAAUGUACAUGUUAAGCUAUCCUUAGCCAUCUCAGCUCAUCCACUCUUAAUUUGUCCCACUGUAGUUUAUUCCCAUAUUUUUUUAAAUCCUCACUUGAGGAUAUGUUUGAUUUUAGAAAGAGAAGAGGGGGGGAGUGAGAGUGAGAGACAUAAUCCAUUGCCCAGGGGUCAAACCUGAAACCUAGAUAUGUAUCCUGACUGGGAAUCAAACCUGCAACCUUUUUGGCCUAUGGGACAAUUCUUUAACUAACUGAGCCACCCAGCCAGGGCUAUUCCCACAUUUUUGUUGUCUGGAAAUGUGUGGUAAAACGCAAUGUGUAAAAGGCAGACUUCUCGUUUUAAGAGACUGAUGGGUGAAACAGCGCUCUAGUGCUAUGGAUCACCUAGGAACUUAUGAGAAAUGCAGAAUCUCAGACCCCACCCCAAACCAACUGAAUCAGAAUCUAUUUUUGGUGCCUGAUACAAGAAAGCUUUUCUUUCUCUCAUCAUGGUCAAAUACUAUAUUACGUGUGUUGGUGGGGUUGGGGAGGAAUACUGGCCUCUACACACAGAACAGAACAGAAAUCCAUUCAAGAACAAAGAAUCCACUUAGCAGCUCCUCCCUUUAGAACUGUCAGAGAAUUUAUUUUUUUUUAAAUAUAUCUAUUGAUUUCAGAGAGAGGGAGGAGAGGGAGAGAGAGAGAGAAA
Miniopterus natalensis is the source of this 2646-nucleotide messenger RNA. Its product is annotated as calaxin-like. NCBI's taxonomy places the organism in Eukaryota, Metazoa, Chordata, Mammalia, Chiroptera, Miniopteridae. The record is from RefSeq and is a predicted model, not a curated record. Gene Ontology annotation, molecular function: calcium ion binding.